GAAUGGUUCAGAUUUAUUUUCUAAAAAGCCAAUCAUUAUUAACCAGGGUCAACAAUAACAUCUUUUCUCUCUUGUGAUCUCCAUCCAUAGGCCAGACAAGAAUUCCAAAUCUUCCAAGAAUUGAUGGCAUCAUCAUCUUCUUCUUCUUCUGAGAGUAAUUCACAGUAUUCAUUUCCUCAAUGUAAGUACAAGUACGAUGUCUUUCUAAGUUUUAGAGGCAAAGAUACUCGCUUAAAUUUUACGAGUCACUUGUAUGAACGUUUGGACAACAGGGGAAUAUUCACCUUUCUAGAUGAUAAAAGGCUAGAGAAUGGUGAUUCCCUCUCCAAAGAACUAGUGAAAGCUAUAGAAGAGUCUCAAGUUGCCAUAAUCAUUUUCUCAAAGAAUUAUGCUACGUCGAGGUGGUGCUUGAAUGAACUAGUGAAGAUCAUGGAAUGCAAGGAAGAAAAUGGACAAUUAGUCAUACCAGUCUUCUAUGAUGUGGAUCCAUCAGAUGUUCGAAACCAAAGGGAGAGCUUUGCAGAAGCAUUGGCCAAACACGAAUCGAGGUAUAAGGAUGAUGUUGAAGGAAUGCACAAGGUGAAAGGAUGGAGGACUGCUCUAAGUGAUGUCGCGGAUCUAAAAGGAUAUGAUAUCCGUGAUAGGAUUGAAUCUGAAUGUAUUGGGGAACUUGUUGAUGAAAUUUCGCCCAAAUUGCGCGAAACUUCUUUGUCUUAUUUGACAAAUGUUGUGGGAAUAGAUGCUCAUUUAAAGAAAGUCAAAACCCUACUAGAGAUGAAAAUCAAUGAUGUUCGGAUUGUGUGGAUCUGGGGAAUGGGGGGAGUCGGUAAAACGACAAUAGCAAGAGCUAUUUUUGAUACACUCUCAUCUAAAUUUGAUGGUGCUUGUUUCCUUCUGGACAAUAAAGAAAACAAAUAUGAAAUACAUUCUCUGCAAAGUAUCCUUCUCUCUAAACUGGUAGGGGAAAAAGAAAAUUGUGUGCAUGAUAAGGAGGACGGGAGGCACCUGAUGGCUCGUAGACUUCGUUUGAAGAAGGUUUUAGUCGUGCUUGAUAACAUAGAUCACGGAGACCAAUUGGAGUACCUAGCAGGGGAUCUUGGUUGGUUUGGUAAUGGCAGCAGAAUUAUUGUAACAACUAGAGACAAGCAUUUCAUAGGGAAAAAUGAUGCCGUAUAUCCUGUGACUACACUACAUGAACAUGAUGCUAUUCAGUUGUUCAACCAAUAUGCUUUCAAAAAUGAAGUUCCACAUAAGUGUUUCGAGGAGAUAACGUUGGAGGUAGUAAGUCAUGCUAAAGGCCUUCCUUUAGCCCUGAAAGUAUGGGGUUCUUACUUACAUAAGAAGGAUAUACAUGUGUGGAGAAGUGCUGUUGACCGAAUAAAGAGAAACUCUAGUUCAAAAAUUGUUGAAAACCUCAAAGUAAGUUAUGAUGGGUUAGAGCGUGAAGAUCAAGAGAUAUUUCUUGAUAUUGCAUGCUUCUUAAGAGGGAGAAAACAAACCGAGAUCAAACAAAUUCUUGAGUGCUGUGAUUUUGGAGCUGAUGACGGAUUAAGGGUGCUAAUUGACAAAUCUCUUGUGUUCAUCUCUGAAUAUGAUACGAUUCAAAUGCAUGACUUAAUACAAGAGAUGGGUAAAUACAUAGUGGCAAUGCAAAAGGAUCGGGGAGAAGUCAGUAGACUAUGGCUCACUGAAGAUUUCGAAAAAUUCUCAAAUGCAAAAAUACAAGGGACCAAGGCAAUCGAAGCAAUCUGGAUACAAGAAAUUCAAGACCUAAGCUUUAGAAAAAAAGCCAUGAAAGAUAUUGCAAGGCUUAGGAUAUUACACAUCAAUGGUUUUCAUACAUAUGAUGGCUCCAAUGAUCAGUACCUUCCCAGCAACUUGCGUUGGUUUGACUGUUGUAAUUAUCCCUGGGAAUCAUUGCCAGCAAAAUUUGAUCCUGACAUGCUUGUUCAUCUUGAUCUCCAGCAGAGUUCGCUGCUUCAUUUAUGGACUGAAACAAAGCGGAAAUUUCCUUUUCUACGGAGGCUAGAUCUCAGCGGCUGUGAAAACCUGAUGCGAACACCAGAUUUCACGGAUAUGCCAAAAUUGGAGUAUUUGGGUCUGGAAGAGUGUAGUAAUCUUAAAGAGGUUCACCAUUCCCUGGGAUGUUCCAAAAAACUUAUGAAGUUAAAUUUGAGAGAUUGUAAAAGCCUUGAGAGGUUUAAAUAUGUCAGCGGGGAAUCUCUUGAAUAUCUAUAUCUACAAGGUUGCUCUAGUUUAGAGAAAUUUCCAAGGAUUCGAGGAAAAAUGAAGCCGGAGAUAAAGAUUCACGUGCAACGCUCUGGGAUAAGGAAACUACCAUCAGCUAUUAUUCAGCACCAAUCUACUCUUACAGAGCUAGAUUUGAGUGGCAUGAAAAACCUUGCAACACUUCCGUGCAGCAUUGGCGAGUUGAAACGUUUGGUGAUGCUAAAAGUGUCCUACUGCUCAAAACUCAAAAGCUUGCCAGAAGAGAUAGGUUAUUUAGAAAACUUGGAGAUACUUAAGGCCAGUUAUACUCUAAUCUCACAACCUCCGUCUUCCAUCGUUCGCUUGAACAGGCUUAAAUUAUUGACUUUUGCAAAACAAAAAUCAGAAGUAGGCCACGAAGAUGAAGUGCACUUUGUCUUCCCUUCGGUGGAUCAGGGAUUAUGCUCAUUGGAAACUUUGAAUCUCAGUUACUGCAAUCUAAAAGACGGAGGACUUCCGGAAGACAUCGGAAGCUUAUCCUCUUUGGAAGUGUUGAAUCUCAGGGGAAAUAAUUUUGAGCAUUUGCCUCAAAGCAUAGCCCAACUUUGCGCUCUUCAGUCCUUGGACUUAUUAGAUUGCAAGUGUCUUACACAGCUGCCAGAAUUUCCACGGCAAUUAUACACAAUAUAUGCAGAUUGGAGCAAUGAUUCGAUCUGUAAUUCAUUGUUUCAGAAUAUCUCAUCAUUCCAGCAUGACAUCUAUGCUUCGGAUUCCUUGUCACUAAGAGUGUCUACCAAUGAGUGGAAAAAUAUCCCGAGAUGGUUCCACCAUCAGGGAAAAGAUAAAAGUGUAUCAGUUAAAUUGCCUGAAAAUUGGUACAUAUGUGAUAACUUCUUGGGAUUUGCUGUUUGUUACUCUGGCUGCUUGAUAGAAACCACAGCUCAAUUGUUAUGUGAUGAUGGGAUGCCGUGUAUCACGCGGAAUCUUGCCUUAUCCAACCAUUCAGAAGAUUUUCCAGAAUCUGCUAUUCAUUUUUUCUUGGUACCUCUUGCUAGCUUAUGGGAUACAUCUAAGGCAAACGGGAAAACACCAAAUGAUUAUAGGCACAUUAUGUUAUCUUUUUCGGAAGAGUUGAAGGAGUUUGGACUCCGUUUGUUGUAUAAAGAUGAAUCUAAGCUUAAGGCCUUGUUACAAAUGACGGAAAAUAAUGAUGAACCAACAGAACAUUGCAUUGUGAAAAGGAGGGGUCGAUUUGAUGAAGCCAGAUGCUCCUCUUCUAAGAAACAAAGGUCACAGCUCUAGGAUUUGUCUUUGAGAAUCUGCAGCAACAACCAGUCUCUUCACAAACUUUGCAGCUCAUUCCCACAAACCCAGGAUUUUAGCUUAAAUAUAGCUUAUUAAUGGGUGAGUUACAUAUCAACAGUGAGUUUUGUCAAUUGAUUCUUGUAACACCUCGGAUUUCGAAGCUACGAAUACACAACACUUAGCAUAGAGAAAAUCAGCCUGAAACUUUCAGUUCCAGGUUCUCACGAGUAGCAUGGAGAAAAUCAGCCUGAAACUUCAGUACCAGGUUCUCACGAGUUGGUUCACAAGUCGUGAACCAGGUCCACGAUUCGUGGAAACAACUUCCAGCUGUGAACCAGGUUCCCACGACUGACAGUACGAGUCGUGAACCAGGUCCACAAUCCGUACUAUUAACUCGUGAAGUAGAUUCAGAGAGUUUCAAAAUCCACCUAGGUUCCCUCGACCGAUAGUACGAGCCGUGAACCAAGUCCUAUCAACUCGUGAAGUGGAUUCAUAGACUUCCAAAAUCUACCUAGAUUUCCACGAUUGAAAGUACGAGUCGUGAACCAGGUCCACAUUUGUACUAUCAGACCAAGAGUCGUGGAGUGACUCGUGGGUCACUAGUUCCAAGAAUUUCAAAACAUGUUUCCAAGGGUAUUUUCGUCCUUUUCUUGUUUUCCUAAGCCUAUACCACGAUGUUUUAACACCAAUUAGGGGAGUAUAUCACGUUAUUUCAAUCAGUUCUCUCUUAUUCUACACUCUCAACCAAGCCAUUCCAAUCAAGUUCUGCUCCAGAACUCUUGUUCUCUCGGGUAUGUAAGGCUUCAAUAAGAGUAUUUUUUCAUUUUCAUGCCAAAGUUUUAUUUUCUUUCAAACGAUUACUACAUAUUUUUAGAAUUCAAGUUAGGAUUUUUACACAGAUCAUGUAAGUUCAUCAUAGGUUUCAGUUUUGUUGAUUUGCUUGGUUUUAAAUCCAUAUUGAACUUGAUUAGCAUGCUUUUUACCGCUUUUUAUAACCGUGAUGGCUUCAAGCAGUGGCGGACCCAGGAUUUUAAAUAAGGGGGUUCAAAAUCUAAAUAACUAGACACACGAGCUAGUCGAAGGGGGUUCGACAUCUACUUUAUAUACAUAAAAAAUUAUUUUAACCAUAUAUAAAUAGUACAAUUUUCCGCCGAAGGAGGUUCGGAUGAACCCCCUCGGCAUAAGGUGGAUCCGCCACUGGCUUCAAGCAUGAACUUACCAUGAAAUUAGCAUGAUACAGAUUUCGAUUUCAGUACAAAUUAUUGAAAAGAUAUUUUUCUUAGUAAAGCCUCACACUUGAUUUAGACAGACACCUAAUUUAUUUACCUAUGAGCAUAUCAAUAUACCGAGAGAACGCGGGUUCUGAAAACCCAAUUCCUAUAACUACAUGUCACCGUAGGAUUUGAGCACACCUCUAGUCGGUCAACUCCUUUAGUCCAAGAGGCUCAGUAGAGGAUCCACAUUAAACACACAUUAUACCUUGGCAAGGUAUAGGGAUAUACGUUGGACAGUGAGCUCGCAUGGUGUAUAUUGGUCGUAAGAAACUCCCCUGUAACAAUAUUACUUUUCUAUUCAUUUGGAUUUUCAGUGUGAUUCCUUAGAUUAGCAGUUUAGAAAUAUUAUCAGUCCAUAGCUAUAGAAACAAAUUUAUUUUACAGAUUUAUUUUUAAAGUAGUUUCUCAGAUGAUCUUUAUACACUGAUUUUAAGACGUUCCUUUAUCCAUUUUCAUAUAUUCAUUAUUAUUGAAACUCAUCAGUCUUUGAAAUCAUGUUGUUACUAGAAAAAAAAUAUGUUUAGUGUCACCUUACGUACUCAGUACAUUCCACGUACUGAUCGCAUACUUUUCUGUGUG
This is a messenger RNA of Solanum dulcamara, 5366 nucleotides long. RefSeq names its product TMV resistance protein N-like. Lineage: Eukaryota; Viridiplantae; Streptophyta; Magnoliopsida; Solanales; Solanaceae. The transcript has 5 exons. Gene Ontology annotation, molecular function: ADP binding; protein binding. The record is from RefSeq and is a predicted model, not a curated record. The coding region runs from base 124 to 3510 and encodes 1128 amino acids. Gene Ontology annotation, biological process: defense response; signal transduction.